GCCGGUUUCCGAAACGUUAUUCAAAUCUUCGAUCAUCUAAUCGAGCUGUUAGAUUUGAUCAACUGUUAACCAGUGACGAGUUUCUCAAACGUCGAUCAUCUUAAAAUUAUAUGAUCGUAGAAAAUCGAUUAUCUGACAUACGAUUUGGUAUCGAUACUGUCACAAUCGGCUGUCAUCCUUCAAAAUUUCAUUUUAUAACCAAAAAAUUUCAAUCCAUAGUAAAUAACUACAUAAUUUAUAUAAUUAAAAAAUAUAUUAAAAAUGAGCAAUACAAACGGAAAUCCUCCACGCAAAAAUUAUACUGAGAGAGAGAGAGAGAAAUGUUUGCUGUUGGAAAUAAUUGGAAAAUACAAGCAUAUUAAAUUGAAAACAAAUAAUGUACCAAUGCUAUGUCCACCAACCAAAACAAUGAAACCUGGGAAAAAUAGCGCUGAAUUUCCCAGAACUCCCAAGCAGCUGAACACUGCAUAUAUAAACUUAAAAAGGGUCACUAGCCAAAAAGUAGCAGAGGAAAAUAUUCAAAAAUAUAAUGAGCAGAAGGUUUUGGACCAGUUGAAGAGAGACCAAACUGCGGACAAAAAAGACAUACUUGCAACAGGUGGUGGCACAUUUAGGCCUCGUCUCACAGAUGUAGGGGCACAAAUGUUGAGUUUGAUUGGCAAUCAAAUCCAACCUUUACCCAACAGUUGUGACAGUGCAUCUGGUUUCUUCACAUCUGUUGCACAAGACAGUCAAGUGGAAGUAGAUUACCUACAAUUGGAAGACACAUAGCAGACAUCCAAUGUACCCUCUACUUCCACUGUGCUGCUCAGUACACCCACGACAACUGCUGUCCUGCCCAAGAAGACAGCCAAGAUGUCUCAGGCUCGUUCAAAAAAUAAAAAAGUAAAAGAUGUAGGGAGCGAAACCCUUAAUGUAUCUUUUACAAAAAAAAUUGAAACAGCAAGACUAGAAAAAAGAAGUAAGAUAGUAUUUUUCAACAAGAAAAAAAGAAAUUUUAGAAGUAGAGCUUCAAAUAAAAAAAUUCGAUGUCAAUAAAUUAUUCGGUAAUAGUGGUUAGGUAUGUACCUAAUAAAGUAAUUUUAAAUAAAAAUUGUAAUUUCUUUAAAUAAUAAAAUUAAUAAAAAAUG
Molecule: messenger RNA, 1130 nt
Organism: Diabrotica virgifera virgifera (western corn rootworm)
Lineage: Eukaryota; Metazoa; Arthropoda; Insecta; Coleoptera; Chrysomelidae
Exons: 5
Coding region: 262-771 (169 amino acids)
Source: RefSeq, a predicted model, not a curated record